AUGACCCUGACCACGAUGUCGCGGGAUCUUAUCGACGUCGAUGUUCGUCAUGGUCCGUGCUGGCCGACGCCGAUCUGGGAUCCUGCGACGCCGAUUCGUGGGGAGGAUCCACGAACUGACGAUGACCAGGAUGGACGACGGCCAAGAUCGGCACCAACCUGUCCGCGCUCAGUCCUGGCCAUGGUCCUCGUGUUCGUUCCCUCCAGGUGCUUCGGGUGCAUGUGGAGCGAGACCAUCUGCUGCUGCGAGCUAGAGCUCUGUUGCAAGUCGGGCCAGGACUAUCUCUGCUGCGGCUGCUGCGCGCUGCGCUUCGUCUCGCCCGAAGUGUGCUGCAAGUCGCAGGGGCAGGUGUGCUGCUGCGCCGGGGCGUCCGGCAUCCCGUGCGACGACGAGGUGCCCUGCAUGUUCGGCACGUGCGGCAUCAUCUGCUACCCGGGGCUCAACGUCUGCAAGACUCUCGGCGAGAUCCGGCGGGGUGGCGAGGGCGGGGACGCCAACGACGAGCCCUCGGCGUCCGACUGA
Messenger RNA from Prorocentrum cordatum, 522 nucleotides. The record is from the annotation of a GenBank genome assembly. Lineage: Eukaryota; Dinophyceae; Prorocentrales; Prorocentraceae.